GCGUAUAAAAUCUCCGGCCCGGUCCGGCAGCACCCCACCCCAUCGCUCUCACGCGCUUCGUGCUCGCCGCCUCCCCUCCCCUCCCCUCCUCUCCCCUCGCGUGCGUGCCCAUGGCAUCCAUCGCCAGAUCCGCCCUCUCCUUCGCCAGGCCCGUCAAGGCAACCAACACGAACUCACUCUCUUUCUCCCCUGUGAGGAAGGGUAAUGCAUUCCUCCGCAUGCAGCCAGUGCCGAUGAGAUUUGCUGCUUGCUGCGCGGCCAAAAAGGAUACAGUGGACAAGGUUUGUGAAAUUGUGAAGAAGCAGCUUGCUCUUGCUGACGACACUGAAGUUUCUGGUGCCUCUAAGUUCUCCGAACUUGGUGCUGAUUCACUGGAUACGGUUGAGAUCGUGAUGGGCCUCGAGGAGGAGUUCAAGAUCAGCGUGGAAGAGUCGAGCGCGCAGUCAAUCGCGACAGUUGAAGAUGCUGCUGAGCUCAUCGACAAGCUUGUUGCUGAAAAAUAAGUCAAAAGGCAUAACAUUGGAAGCUGUAAUCUAGUUCUAUCUUGGCUCUACCCACGAUCUAGGUUUCUAUGCUCUGAAGGCUUGGUGAUUUUCUCCGGACCGUUGUUCCCCUUGUCGUAAUAAUACCGAGAUAUUUUAAGCUGUUGAACAUUCCGGUGGUGUAUUCUGUUGCUUCUGAGGUGCAUAUUGUUGUAUGAAUUGUGACUUCCCGGAAGAAAAGUCCGGGGGCAUGACACUACUACCAGAAAUUCGUCGUGUUCUUGUCA
Messenger RNA from Phragmites australis (common reed), 769 nucleotides. RefSeq names its product acyl carrier protein 3, chloroplastic-like. Gene Ontology annotation, biological process: fatty acid biosynthetic process. The coding region runs from base 111 to 503 and encodes 130 amino acids. Gene Ontology annotation, molecular function: acyl carrier activity; phosphopantetheine binding. Lineage: Eukaryota; Viridiplantae; Streptophyta; Magnoliopsida; Poales; Poaceae. The transcript is spliced from 4 exons. The record is from RefSeq and is a predicted model, not a curated record.